This is a messenger RNA of Gorilla gorilla gorilla (western lowland gorilla), 3164 nucleotides long. RefSeq names its product rhomboid 5 homolog 1 (gene RHBDF1). Bases 217 to 2883 code for a protein of 888 amino acids. Gene Ontology annotation, molecular function: serine-type endopeptidase activity. Gene Ontology annotation, biological process: regulation of protein secretion; regulation of epidermal growth factor receptor signaling pathway. The transcript is spliced from 17 exons. NCBI's taxonomy places the organism in Eukaryota, Metazoa, Chordata, Mammalia, Primates, Hominidae. Gene Ontology annotation, cellular component: endoplasmic reticulum membrane. The record is from RefSeq and is a predicted model, not a curated record.
ACUUCCUGGUUUGUGGUCUAAUGCUCCCACCACAGGCUGGAAGUGGUGGGAUGAGAGUUCCAACUGUGGCCUGCAGAGUGGGCUGGCGGGCUGGUCCGGGACAAGAGAAAGUGGUGCCAGGUGAGAGGAGGGGGCCUGGGGCUUCCUCUGUCCCCAGUUUGUCCCACUGCUGGGCUGGAACAGGCUUGUUGGAGGAGGCAAGGAUAUCAGUGGAAGAUGGAGGCCUGCCUUGCUCUGCCAGGAACCAUGAGUGAGGCCCGCAGGGACAGCACGAGCAGCCUGCAGCGCAAGAAGCCACCCUGGCUAAAGCUGGACAUUCCCUCUGCGGUGCCCCUGACGGCAGAAGAGCCCAGCUUCCUGCAGGUAGGCCCUGGCCUGCAGGGACUGUGGGUGCCCCCUGUCCAGCACCCUCACCAUGACCCUGUUGCCCAGCCCCUGAGGCGACAGGCUUUCCUGAGGAGUGUGAGUAUGCCAGCCGAGACAGCCCACAUCUCUUCGCCGCACCAUGAGCUCCGGCGGCCGGUGCUGCAACGCCAGACGUCCAUCACACAGACCAUCCGCAGGGGGACCGCCGACUGGUUUGGAGUGAGCAAGGACAGUGACAGCACCCAGAAAUGGCAGCGCAAGAGCAUCCGUCACUGCAGCCAGCGCUACGGGAAGCUGAAGCCCCAGGUCCUCCGGGAGCUGGACCUGCCCAGCCAGGACAACGUGUCGCUGACCAGCACCGAGACGCCACCCCCACUGUACGUGGGGCCGUGCCAGCUGGGCAUGCAGAAGAUCAUAGACCCCCUGGCCCGUGGCCGUGCCUUCCGUGUGGCAGAUGACACUGCGGAAGGCCUGAGUGCCCCACACACUCCCGUCACGCCGGGUGCUGCCUCCCUCUGCUCCUUCUCCAGCUCCCGCUCAGGUUUCCACCGGCUCCCGCGGCGGCGCAAGCGAGAGUCGGUGGCCAAGAUGAGCUUCCGGGCGGCCGCAGCACUGAUGAAAGGCCGCUCCGUCAGGGAUGGCACCUUUCGCCGGGCACAGCGUCGAAGCUUCACUCCAGCUAGCUUUCUGGAGGAGGACACAACUGAUUUCCCCGAUGAGCUGGACACAUCCUUCUUUGCCCGGGAAGGUAUCCUCCACGAAGAGCUGUCCACAUACCCGGAUGAAGUUUUCGAGUCCCCAUCGGAGGCAGCGCUAAAGGACUGGGAGAAGGCACCGGAGCAGGCGGACCUCACCGGCGGGGCCCUGGACCGCAGCGAGCUUGAGCGCAGCCACCUGAUGCUGCCCUUGGAGCGAGGCUGGCGGAAGCAGAAGGAGGGCGCCGCAGCCCCGCAGCCCAAGGUGCGGCUCCGACAGGAGGUGGUGAGCACCGCGGGGCCGCGACGGGGCCAGCGUAUCGCGGUGCCGGUGCGCAAGCUCUUCGCCCGGGAGAAGCGGCCGUAUGGGCUGGGCAUGGUGGGACGGCUCACCAACCGCACCUACCGCAAGCGCAUCGACAGCUUCGUCAAGCGCCAGAUCGAGGACAUGGACGACCACAGGCCCUUCUUCACCUACUGGCUUACCUUCGUGCACUCGCUCGUCACCAUUCUAGCCGUGUGCAUCUAUGGCAUCGCGCCCGUGGGCUUCUCGCAGCAUGAAACGGUGGACUCGGUGCUGCGGAACCGCGGGGUCUACGAGAACGUCAAGUACGUGCAGCAGGAGAACUUCUGGAUCGGGCCCAGCUCGGAAGCCCUCAUCCACCUGGGCGCCAAGUUUUCGCCCUGCAUGCGCCAGGACCCGCAGGUGCACAGCUUCAUUCGCUCAGCGCGCGAGCGCGAGAAGCACUCCGCCUGCUGCGUGCGCAACGACAGGUCGGGCUGCGUGCAGACCUCGGAGGAGGAGUGCUCGUCCACGCUGGCAGUGUGGGUGAAGUGGCCCAUCCAUCCCAGCGCCCCAGAGCUUGCGGGCCACAAGAGACAGUUUGGCUCUGUCUGCCACCAGGAUCCCAGGGUGUGUGAUGAGCCCUCCUCCGAAGACCCUCAUGAGUGGCCAGAAGACAUCACCAAGUGGCCGAUCUGCACCAAAAACAGCGCCGGGAACCACACCAACCAUCCCCACAUGGACUGUGUCAUCACAGGACGGCCCUGCUGCAUUGGCACCAAGGGCAGGUGUGAGAUCACCUCCAGGGAGUACUGUGACUUCAUGAGGGGCUACUUCCAUGAGGAGGCCACGCUCUGCUCUCAGGUGCACUGCAUGGAUGAUGUGUGUGGGCUCCUGCCUUUCCUCAACCCCGAGGUGCCUGACCAGUUCUACCGCCUGUGGCUAUCCCUCUUCCUGCACGCCGGGAUCUUGCACUGCCUGGUGUCCAUCUGCUUCCAGAUGACUGUCCUGCGGGACCUGGAGAAGCUGGCAGGCUGGCACCGCAUAGCCAUCAUCUACCUGCUGAGUGGUGUCACCGGCAACCUGGCCAGUGCCAUCUUCCUGCCAUACCGAGCAGAGGUGGGUCCUGCUGGUUCCCAGUUCGGCAUCCUGGCCUGCCUCUUCGUGGAGCUCUUCCAGAGCUGGCAGAUCCUGGCGCGGCCCUGGCGUGCCUUCUUCAAGCUGCUGGCUGUGGUGCUCUUCCUCUUCACCUUUGGGCUGCUGCCGUGGAUUGACAACUUUGCCCACAUCUCGGGGUUCAUCAGUGGCCUCUUCCUCUCCUUCGCCUUCUUGCCCUACAUCAGCUUUGGCAAGUUCGACCUGUACCGGAAACGCUGCCAGAUCAUCAUCUUUCAGGUGGUCUUCCUGGGCCUCCUGGCUGGCCUGGUGGUCCUCUUCUACGUCUAUCCUGUCCGCUGUGAGUGGUGUGAGUUCCUCACCUGCAUCCCCUUCACUGACAAGUUCUGUGAGAAGUACGAACUGGACGCUCAGCUCCACUGAGCUGGCUGCGGGCUCCAGCGGCCGUGUGCUCCAGCAGGCCAGAGCCAGACAUGACAGCCCUGAGCCUCACAGGCUUACAAGAGUCACCUGCUCCAUGUGGGGACUGGCCUGUUUCCUGAACACAGACCUCUUUCUUGUGCCUUGUUCACUUCUGUUGAACCCCUCGUACUGCCGGGCAUUUAUUAUACUACUUCUUGUCAUAACCUUCUAACUUGUUUCUUGACGACCACCUCAUGUGGCCAAUAAAUGGACUGGGAGCGUUUUAGCUGCCAUUAACUUGA